Messenger RNA from Monoraphidium neglectum, 165 nucleotides. RefSeq lists its product as hypothetical. Lineage: Eukaryota; Viridiplantae; Chlorophyta; Chlorophyceae; Sphaeropleales; Selenastraceae. The record is from RefSeq and is a predicted model, not a curated record. The annotation marks the transcript as partial. The transcript has a single exon.
CCGCGCGUUUUCCUGUUUGUGCAAGCGAUUGAGGCUCAGCUCUCGCUCUUGACCACACCCCACCCUCCCACCGCGGCGGGGUGCGUGAUCGGCCUCGCACCCCGCCCCUCCCCUUCUUCCCCUGGUCCCAUGACAGGUGCUGCUGGAGAUGCUCAGGCGUGUUGA